AUGGAAGCCGAUGGCGCGUCGCUGUUCCCGGUGAGGAGCCUGGCAGAGGCACAUUUGGAGGAGUGGAAGAAGGCGCACAAGUACGACGGCAAGGUCGGCGUCGGCGUCGUCGGCGUCGGUGCGUCGGGACCCCAGGCCGCGAGAAGAAAUCAUUCGAACGUGUUGAUCACGGACUCGAGCACGCAGAAGGCUCAUCUGGAAUCGCCUGGAGGCCGCGCCCUCGGCGCCAAGCCCGGCGCCGGCGCCCGAAGCCGGCUGCUGGCGGCCGGCGAGGAGGAGCUGCCCCGAGGGUCCUUCGGCGCCGGAGGCUGGGCACCCGGCGGCAAGGGGUGCUACCCAAGGAUGAGCCACAAGGAGGCUGCCGAGGCGCGGCGCGCCGUCCGGAGAGUGCUGCUGAACAAGUACAAAGGCAUGUCUCGUGCCUGGCGCGACCUCGACAUCAACGGUGACGGCCGCCUGUCGUUCUAUGAGUUCUGCAGGGCGUGCCAUAAGCUCGGCGUCGGCUACUGCCCGCGGCAGCUGUGGGACGCCUUCGACAUGGACAGGAACAGCUUCAUAACCCUGGACGAGGUCGACCCCGCGUUCGGCAGCCUCCUAGGGAAUUUCGCCUCGCAUGUCCUGAGCGUCUACGACACGAUCGAGGAGGCGUGGCACAGCUGCUUCAACCGCCGCGGCUCCGGCCGCGUCGACUUCGAGUACUUCUCGCGGGCGUGCUCCCAGGUGGGCUUCGACGGCGACCACGGUGCUGUGUUCGAUGCCCUCAGCGCGGACAAGGCCACGACCGGCAUCAACUGGAGGGAGUUCGACCUGCUCCAGCUUUGGUCGGGCAAGGAGCCCCCGGAGUACGCAAGCCCGCUGCACAGCGCCGCGGAGGCGGAUGCUUUGGCCAGGAGCGUCGACGAGAAGGACAUGGUGCACGUCUUGAGGUGCCGGGCCGACCAGCGGGCCAGGGCAAAG
Molecule: messenger RNA, 957 nt
Organism: Prorocentrum cordatum
Lineage: Eukaryota; Dinophyceae; Prorocentrales; Prorocentraceae
Source: the annotation of a GenBank genome assembly